AUGUUCACAUUCAGGAUGCUGAUGUUAGCCAAUGUGCCACCUCUCACUGAUGAAAUGAGGUUUCGUUGUCCCGCACUGCCUCUGCGAACACGAUCCACUCCCGAAUUCACACUUGUUUUAGAUUUGGAUGAAACUCUUGUACACUGCAGUCUCAGUCCACUUGUUGACGCUUCAAUGGUGUUCCCUGUUAACUUUCAGAACAAUACCUAUGAGGUCUACGUGCGGUUACGACCACAUCUGCACACUUUUCUCGAGAGAUUAUCAGCCAACUAUGAAAUCAUCCUUUUUACUGCAAGCAAAAGGAUCUAUGCCGACAAAUUAUUGAACUUGCUUGAUCCGCAAAAGCGAUUGGUAAGACAUCGACUAUUCCGAGAGCACUGUGUUUGUGUCUAUGGUAACUACAUCAAGGACCUUUCAAUUCUUGGAAGAGAUCUCUCUCGAACUGUCAUCAUCGACAACGCACCACAAUCGUUCGCCUAUCAAAUUGACAAUGGAAUUCCUAUUGAAAGCUGGUUUCACGAGAAGGAUGACACGGAGCUUCUGAAGCUGCUGCCAUUUCUGGAAAGCCUACCUAAAGAGGUCAUCUUUCAAGUAAAUAGACAACAAUGA
Haemonchus placei is the source of this 609-nucleotide messenger RNA. NCBI's taxonomy places the organism in Eukaryota, Metazoa, Nematoda, Chromadorea, Rhabditida, Trichostrongylidae. The record is from the annotation of a GenBank genome assembly.